CAAGAUAAUGUUGUCGUACACCCAGUGUGACUUCUACGUCGUUGAAACAACACGCGAUGGAUGUGAAUACGGUACUAUAAGGAAAUACAUUUUCCGUACAUUAUUUAUCAUCCAACCAGUUUAAUCUUCUCUAAGGUGACCUUUAUCAUUAAAUGAAUAUAGUGAAUGUUAGAACUAAUAGGUACUUACAGUGCACAGAAAAUUUCGUUCUUAACUAUCAAGAAGUGAGUGAACAUCAUAUGGAAAAAUUAUUUACAAAGAGGAAAUCAGGGAAUAACUUCUCUUCCCUAAAAGCACAAGGAAUUAAAUCAGUUGCAUCAAAGACACCAAACCUGCUAGCCUUCAAGAAUCUGCAAUGUGAUGCAAAAAUUAGCAAUACUGGCUUAGCGACGUCGCCAUCUUCAUCGAAUCUGAGCACUCCAUCGUUAGACAAGAUUGAUAACCGGGAUACAUCCACUUUCCAAGACGUGGAUUUGCGGAGAGAAGAUGAACGCUUAAAAACAUUCGUCAAUUGGCCUGUCCCAUUUCUAUCACCACUAAAACUAGCUCGCAACGGUUUUUAUUAUUUGGGAAAAAAUGACGAAGUUAGGUGUGCUUUUUGUAAAGUGGAGAUUAUGAGGUGGAUGGAAGGCGACGAUCCAGCCAAAGACCAUCAGCGGUGGGCGCCACAAUGCCCGCUAUUACGCAAGCAAGCCAGCGCUGGGAACGUUCUCGGGUCUACGACUUCCACCAAUGGUCGCGACGAAUGCGGUCUUCGCAUUCCACUCGCUACGCCUGGCAGACCUAGUCCCGCCCAUCCGGAGUAUGCCAACGUCGCGGCCCGGCUACGUACGUUCAAAGACUGGCCGCGUAGCAUGCCCCAAAAGCCGGAAGAUUUAGCUGAAGCCGGUUUUUAUUACACCGGCCAAGGCGACAAGACUAAGUGUUACUACUGUGACGGAGGCCUGAAAGAUUGGGAAAAAGACGAUGUACCGUGGGAGCAGCACGCUCGUUGGUUUGACCGUUGUUAUUAUGUAUACCUUGUUAAAGGACGCGAUUAUAUAAAAAAGGUUUUAGCCGAUUCGGCUGCCGCAGAUUCGGACUUGAAAGAUGCAACAGCGUCCACAUCGGAUCCGACCUCCACUGCGACGACGGCUUCUUCCACCAAUACGACUAAUUCGGAUGAAGAAGAUAAAACUGUAUCAGAUUCCAAAUUAUGUAAAAUAUGUUAUGAAGAGGAAAGAAAUGUUUGCUUCGUACCGUGCGGUCAUGUGAUAGCAUGUGCAAAAUGUGCAUUAUCUACAGAUAAAUGUCCUUUGUGUCGUGCGGAUAUUUUGAAUACUUUACGGUUAUACUUUUCUUGAGUUUACUAACGCUCGCACAUAUACGUGCUGAAACCACGUGUAAUCAAUCUCUGUGAUUUAACAUAAUUGUAGUCUUGAUGUUGAUGGUUUAGUUUCGACAGAACAAGGAGAAUUUAAUUGACCAUCAUUCUAAUAUUUGUUACUUGAGCACUACGAAAUUUAUAUUAAACCUGAUAUUGUUUUUUGCGUGCCACCUUUGCAGAACAAAAUGUGUAUAAUGUUGAAAGUAUCGGGCUUUUUAAAUUUUGCAAUAUUUUCAAUAAAUUCACUCAUUUUAAUAUAUUAAUAAAAUUCUUUAACUAUCUUACCAUAAAACACGUGAAUGUCUUGGAAAAGCUGUUGGGACUAAUUUUAAUUAUGUCAGUGGAAUGUACAACUUCGACAGGCUUUCAUAAAACCAAAUGAAAGAGCUAUUUUAGACCACAAUAUAUUAUUAAGGCAAAGUAGCAAAUAGCUUUGACCACACCUGAUUCUCGUAAAUAGGGCAGCCUGCUAUGUUUGCCUAUCCAUUGUUUUACAUAGAUUCAAAGGAGAAAUUUAGACAAAGUGCAUUUGUAACAACAUGAAAGUUAAAUGACUGUAUGAUAAUUUUAACCUAUAAUUAAUUGUCCAUAUAUAAUAAAUAGAAGCCAUGUAAAUAUCACAUAUUUCAUACUUUCCUAAGGAGCAGCAAGACAUAAAAUUUACAUGAUAAUUAUUGAAAAAAUUAAUGAGAAUAAUAUAUAAAUUAUUGAAGUGUUUUAAUUAUUUAUGAUUCAAAUUGUAAAUUUAUGUGUAAAUAUAUAUAUUUGUAAAUAAUUUCCCAUGUAAAACAUUAUUUCGAUGGCAAUUCCUAUAUUGUUCCAUUGUCAUAAUCAAUGUGUGUUAUUAUUAUUUAAAUAAAACCAAUGCGAUAAAUAAAGUAGAUAUUUCUGAAAAACACUUUGCGAGCUAACUUCAGGUUCAAGAUAGCUUGUUAAAGUCUGAUUUUAAGAAUUAAUACAUAUGUAACACAAUAAGACUGAUCCACCUGUACUAUUAUUAUAUUUCUACUUAUUUUAAGCAUUGGGAAAAGUGUUUCUUAUAUUGUAUAUUUUCACAUUAGUAAUAGAUAUUCGAUUAGACAGAUUUAAUAAUUUAAUUUGUGUUUGUGAUGUUUGUAAUGUAUAGGUAAACUAACAUUUAUUUUAAAUAAUUCCACAUUCUGUAUCAGAUUUCUAAAUAAGUCUAUUUCAUCAUUUUGUUUUCAAUACAUAAAAAUCUGAUUGGAAUUUUUCCUUGGUUAAUAGUUUCACAUUAUACUUUAAUCUAAUUGGAAAAAUCGUUGAUUGAAUUACACUUACCAUAUCCGGAUUUUAAUUAGUAGUUGAAAUGAUCGGAAACUAACUUAUAUCAGCAAUUCUAUUUCAUUAAAAUCACUAUAGUCCAUAAUGUAAAAAAAACGAUGUUUAAUUAUUUUAUAUGAUAAAUUAAGUUAUUGCUCGCGACGUAUGCUUGAUUUAAAAAAUACUGAUUUUGGUUUCUUUUUUAUGGGGUGUAAGUGUCCCAAAUAAAAACUAUGGGUCAAAGUCAACCUCACCUGCAAACGGUGCACCCUGCUAGAAAACGAACGGGGCUCUGGCGAAACUGCAACAGCAUUACAAGGUGCAUCUAUCAGGUUGGCGCUACUUGUCAAAAGGGUCCGUGGAUAUGCAAACUUCAUUAGAUAAAGUCAUUUAACGGAACUCUCCGCUUUUUAUUACACAAAAUUGUCCAUCCCGUUCAAACAUGACCGUAUUCAUCGACCAAUGCUUUUAAGAAAUACAGUUUGCGCAUGCCUUAGCAUUAUCAAUUUGCUUUUUGCCGUUAUUGUGCCACCUGUAAGGAAGUAGCCAUAGUGCAGUGGUGCCUCAUUAGCAAUAACAUAGUAAUUUUGAUUGAGUAAAAUUUUUUGUAUCAAACAUAUGUCGCAAAUAUUUUGUAAUUUGAGUAAAAAUCUGGUAGAGUUCAAUGAAAAUGUAUAAUAUAUAUAAAGACUAUCGUUAAUAAAUGUCAGUAGGUCAAAGUAAUGUAGGAUUUACAGCAAAAAAUAUUUUGUAGUUUACCUAUAUAAUUGCCAUCCUAAAAUAGUUUGGCUAUUUAGUUAAUAUCUCUAUUUAUUUCUUUCAAAUUUCAGUGGUAGAAAAAAGCCCGUCAAAAGACAAAAGCUCAAAUUACACAAUUUAUAAUAAUAAUUGUUAGAAAUAUGUAAUUACAAAAUAAAAAGAAUUUUAAUAUCAA
Molecule: messenger RNA, 3581 nt
Organism: Amyelois transitella
Lineage: Eukaryota; Metazoa; Arthropoda; Insecta; Lepidoptera; Pyralidae
Gene: Iap
Product: death-associated inhibitor of apoptosis 1
Exons: 2
Coding region: 153-1343 (396 amino acids)
Biological process (GO): negative regulation of apoptotic process; regulation of cell cycle; positive regulation of protein ubiquitination
Cellular component (GO): nucleus; cytoplasm
Molecular function (GO): ubiquitin protein ligase activity; cysteine-type endopeptidase inhibitor activity involved in apoptotic process
Source: RefSeq, a predicted model, not a curated record